UCCCGCUCUUUUGAUCACGCGCCGCGUCUCCGCAGUGCAUUACGGGAACCAAUGUUACAGCAAUGGCCGACCUCGGAAAGUGAAAAUUAAAAUAGAAGAUUUAACUUAUUUAUGCUUGGUGUAGAACAUUACAACAGAGAGAAAUGACAACCACUGCUAGUGAGAUAACUGUUCAGAGUCAGGCAGGCGUACAUGAUGUGGAAGCUCUUGUGCAAGCAGCUGUCAGCGUGCUCACCAAUGAUAUGCAGAUUGCCACCCAUGACCAGGGUCAGGUAGUUCAAGAUGCAGAGCAUGGUACGGUUCAACUGCUAGUGGACACCUGUAACAGUAACAACAUUCAGGAGCGUCUGUAUAUGUGUACUGACUGUAACCUUGCCUUCUAUGGGGAGCAAGGAGAGCAGGAAUGGCAGUGGCACCUUAAACAACACAAACCAUUCAAGUGUGAUCUCUGCUCUGAAGCUUAUGAAGAUAAAGAAUCCCUGAAGACACAUGUGCGUACACACUCUAUACAGAUGCCAUUUGUUUGUGACAAGUGUGGAUCUGCAUACAGCCUCAAGUCGAACUUAACACAGCACAUGAAGUCACAUGAGGAUAAACUCUACCAGUGUGGAGAAUGUGAAGUCAUCUUCAAAUCACAGGCAAAUUUGGAGAAACAUUUGAAGCUGCACACAGGUUCCCUGAAUGUGUUUGCUUGUGAGACUUGUAACAAGACAUUCUCCCAGCAGAAAAAUCUGGUACAGCACAUGAAGAUACACCAGGGUAAUGUGGGAAAGCAGUUCAAAUGUCCCGAGUGUCCUGCAGCAUACAGCUAUAAAUGUCACCUUUCCAGGCAUCUUAUUAUACAUACUGGAGAGAAACCUUACAAAUGUAAGUUCUGUGGAAAAGCAUUCAACCGUAAUGCCCAUUUGAUCCGACACCGAAAAAUGCACAGUGGGGGUGAAAAAGAAUGGAAAUGUCAACAUUGUGGCUUUGCAUUCUGGGAAAAGGGGGACCUUAUCCGACACAUCAAGUCACAUGAAGGAAAUCGCCCACUCAAGUGUGACUUUUGUGAACAAACAUUUGUAUGGAAGCGUUACCUCCUUAAACAUUUAAACAACCAUCACAAGGCGGAUGAUAAACAUUUCUGUAAAACAUGUCUAGCUUGUUUACCCUCGGAGGAAGAGUUAGCACAGCAUGAGGUAACACAGCAUGCAAACAGGAGACCUCUUACACAUAAAUGUGAAAUAUGCCAGAUGGAGUUCCAUUUCAAGUAUAAGUUGGAUGAGCAUAUGUUUCAGCAUACAGGAGAGAAAGCACAUGUCUGCGAAAAAUGUCCACAGAAGUUCGUAUCUCGCAAAGACCUUGACAGACACAUGCUAGAUCAUCAACAAGAAGUUUCGUUUCGUUGUAACACAUGCGAGAAGACAUUUUCUACCAUUGAUGAGCUGCAGACGCAUGUUAAAUUGCAUACAGGUAAUGCCAAAUAUUCGUGCUCUCUUUGUCAGGCGUCAUUUCGUUGGAAAAGUCAGCUUACAAGUCACAUGGUCGUUCACUCUGCAGAUCGAGAUUUCAAAUGCACAUUCUGUGCAAGGAAAUUUAAACGUAAACGAGACCUUAUUCGUCAUGUAAAGAUUUAUCACGAUACCAAGCCACCAUACACAUGUACAGAAUGCAACAAAGAUUUACAUUCCCCAUAUAACUUGAUGCUUCACAAGACAGAAACCCACUGGAAAGAAACAGACGUUGAACCAGGAAAAUUUCCAUGCAUGAAUUGCACAGGAGUUUUUGGGCUCUUCACUGAUCUACAAAAACAUUUAGAAAAAGUACAUCCACCAAGACCAAAUAUUUGCUUAUUGUGCAUGAAGAAAUUUACUCUUUUCAAAUUUUUGCAGAAACAUUUUGAAAUGAAGCAUGAAGGUAUAGAAAUGGUAGAUGGCACAAAUUAUGAAGUAAAAGAAGAAGAGAACAAAAUGCAAGUUCUUGAGAAUGUAAACAGUGAAAAAGCUGAAGUACUUCAUGAAAUGGAUGUUGACAACAUAGACAAUAACCAGCAGUAUGAUAUCACUGAAAACCAGAUGGCAGAAAACCAAACCAUUGAGGAUGUAACAAAUAAAAAUGAAAGUGACACACAAAGCAUGAUAAGCAUAGCUGGUAUGGAUCAGCAAGCAGUUGCCAGUGAAACAUAUUCUGCAGAAAAUACAGCAUCCUCCAGUGCUACCGGAAUGACCGUUCCAAUUCCAGAAGCAAUUACUCUUGCCCAAUUUUCUCAGCAAGGUUCAGCAGAUGAUAUAAUUCCAGUGUUUUUACAGGAAAAUAAUAGCAUUGUUCAGCAGACGCCGCAGGUUUUACAAGAGAUGACGCCAGUUCCAGCCGUUUCUUCCAUAGCUUCAAAUUACAAAAAUAUUGUACAAGUUCUGCAGCCACAGAUGGUCUCUCUAUCUCAACAGCAGUUAGCAUCAAUCUCCCAGUCAUCUGUAGUCUCAGUUCAGAAUGUCAUCUCCAUGUCGCAGCCACAUGUUGUUUCCAUACCACAACCACAGGUCAUGUCUGUUUCACAACCGCAAGUAGUCACUAUACCUCAACCUCAGUCUACAUCAGUUCAUCAACCUCAGAUAGUAAAAAUACACCCAGCCCCGGCUUUGCAACAAAACGUGUCUCAGGCUAGUACACCAGCACCUGAAGCAAACAAACCAACAGUUGCAACACCUGUAAAAAUUCCUUUGAUAAACAAGGCGCGUCAAGGAGGACAUAUAGUAGUACAGCAAGGUAGAGGUCCAAAUAAACAAAUCAAGAUUAUAUCAAUGGACUUGAAUUCAAUGCAGACGCAAUCUGUGCCAAUCAAUCAAAUUGAGUCAUUGCCGGGGGUGUCGCUGCACAGACUAGAGGGUCAGAUAGUUCCUAACACAUUGAUUUCUCAGACUGAACAACCUUUGGUACAGGAUGAAACUGGCAAUGUUGAUCAUCAAGCAACUCAGUAAAUCUAGCUUCAGGAUUUAAUUUUAGGUAAUCUCUAAAUGCAUGUACUUUCAUAGGGUUAUAUUUUCCAUACUAUGGACACAUUUAUAUUUUUUGAAAAUUAAUAUCAAGGAAACUAAUUCCAUUUGGUUUGAUUGGAGCAAAAUACUUUCAGUCAAGUCAUACGUUUGAAGCACAUGUUGAAGCAUAUGUUCACUGUGGUGAAAACUUCUUUGCUGAUUUAGCCUAUAGGUGGUUAACGAGUUUUGUAAUAUUUAUCUCCCUUAAUAUAAGUGGCUGACAUUUUAGGGGUUAGAAUUCAGGAUAUGUACAGUCGGCAAAAACAUUUAUUUAAUAGACAUGGAUGGACACCAUGUCAUAUUCCUUCACACUUGUAAAAGUAACAUAAGCACAUCAAUACAAAAGGGUUAUUAUAAUAGUAGUUGAUCUGGGAUGCUGUUUUUGGCUUGUGUGGAUUUUGCCAGAUUUGAUUGCACAAGGCAUUCAAGCGACAAGUGUAUUCAGACUUUGCAAAAUCCAAGAGAGCAGAAUACAAAAUUCCAGAUCUAGCAACUAUUAUAAUGACUCUUUCAUUAUAUACCUCCACCUUUUUGUUUGUUGUUUUGUUAUGGAACAAAAUCAAUGUUUGUGGAUGUUAAAAUAGAAAUGAGUGAAGUUUUUGUGUGCGCUAUUUCUAGAACUGUGUCAGGUCAAGCAUAUUAAAUAAAAAGUAGUCCGGCAACAUUUAAUACAAAAGGUACAAUACGGAAGUUUUUCUGCUAGUUCAUAUUUACUUGCCGAUUUUUGACAGAAUUUAUAUAGGUAUAUAAUAAAAAAAAAUAUUUAUCAGUAAACAGAAUUCAACAGCAUUGUGAGAAAUCCUCCUCUGGUCAGGAAUGACCCUCAAAAUGGUGACCAGAGGAGAUACAUGUGCCAAGUGAAAAUAUUUGUUCCUUUUGAUUGGUUGUACCUUUUGACUGGAUGUGGAAAAACAGGUUUGUCCAGAAUCUAGAAUAAUU
This is a messenger RNA of Mercenaria mercenaria, 3953 nucleotides long. RefSeq names its product zinc finger protein 93-like. The transcript has 6 exons. Gene Ontology annotation, cellular component: nucleus. Gene Ontology annotation, molecular function: RNA polymerase II transcription regulatory region sequence-specific DNA binding; DNA-binding transcription factor activity, RNA polymerase II-specific. Gene Ontology annotation, biological process: regulation of transcription by RNA polymerase II. The coding region runs from base 144 to 2957 and encodes 937 amino acids. The record is from RefSeq and is a predicted model, not a curated record. NCBI's taxonomy places the organism in Eukaryota, Metazoa, Mollusca, Bivalvia, Venerida, Veneridae.